AUGGACCCGGCACAGGCACCAGUGACCUUCAAGGAUGUGCUUGUGACCUUCACCCAGGAAGAAUGGGAAUUAUUGGACCUGCCCCAGAGGACACUGUACUGGAAGUGGAUUCACAGUAGAGUAAAACCCUAUAAAUGCAAAAAGUGUGGGAAGGCCUUUCUCAGGAAGGCAGAUCUCACUGGACACUACCGCAUUCACAUUAAGAAGAAGCUCUAUGAGUGCAUCGAGUGUGAGAAGGCCUUCAGCCGCAGGUCACACCUCACAGAACACCAGCGGGUUCACACUGGGGAGAAGCCCUUUGUGUGCAUCCAAUGCAGGAAGUCCUUCAGCCGCAGGUCACACCUCACGGAGCACCAGCGGAUUCACAGUGGAGAGAAGCCUUACGUGUGCAGUGAAUGUGGAAAGGCCUUUGCCCGCCACUCUGAUUUUGUUCGGCAUAAUAGAACCCACACUGGAGAAAAACCCUUUGAGUGCAAAGAAUGUGGGAAGGCCUUUGGUAACAGCUUUUCUGUAACUCGACACAUGAGGUCUCAUUCUGGGGAGAAGCUCUAUGAGUGCAGUGAGUGUGGGAAGACCUACAGCUACAGCUCAACCCUCAAUACUCAUCGAAAGAUUCAUAGUGGAGUAAAAUCCUACAAGUGUAAGAGAUGUGGGAAGGCCUUUGACCAGAAGGCAGGCCUCAGUCAACAUCAGAGAACUCAUACUGAGUUCUUCUUAAAGAGACCUUUUUAA
Molecule: messenger RNA, 732 nt
Organism: Ailuropoda melanoleuca (giant panda)
Lineage: Eukaryota; Metazoa; Chordata; Mammalia; Carnivora; Ursidae
Product: zinc finger protein 460
Exons: 3
Coding region: 1-732 (243 amino acids)
Biological process (GO): regulation of DNA-templated transcription
Cellular component (GO): nucleus
Source: RefSeq, a predicted model, not a curated record